Dicrocoelium dendriticum is the source of this 1960-nucleotide messenger RNA. NCBI's taxonomy places the organism in Eukaryota, Metazoa, Platyhelminthes, Trematoda, Plagiorchiida, Dicrocoeliidae. The record is from the annotation of a GenBank genome assembly.
GGGUCACUGUUUGGAAGAGUUUGUCCGGUUCUCACGUGAAACUAUGCUGCACAUGAUCGAUCACUCAUUUUGAAAGUGGUGCGAAGAAUCCAGCGUCCCACUUGCAGGAUGACCCUUAACACAAACUACAGGCAUUCUCUGAUUCGGCAGUCCCCAAAAUUGCUACAUUUAAUGGAGGUUAUCAAACGCUGGGGAGUGGGUACUCCUUUCUGAAUUCACUGCGUAGUGUACGGACCCUAGAUAUCAUGGUAUCAUUGAAGCGAUGUCACAGGUGAAAACAUCCGAUCAAUGUUUCUUCGCGCCAAAACCAGAGGCCUUGCUCACUUUCGAGUCAUUUGGUUGUGAGAGGAGCAAACCUAUGCGUAAAUUUUUCACUCGCUCACCAAUGAAGCAGAAGCGCCUCUUGGGGGCAGUGUUUGACGACAGGGUAUACCUGAAGCGAUUACUCGUCAAUGAGUGCGGGACCAUGAGUGUUCAUUCCAACAUGUUCACUGAUGACGCAAUAUUCCAUUCGCACGGAACUGAGAAGCUGCCUUGCUCGGCAAUGUCUAAUCCACGAGGAUACUGAGAAUCACGUAUUGCACAAAGCGCGAAGCUCAAUGAUUUGAAAAAAUGAAUGGCAAAUCGUGGGACCACAACACACGCAUAUGAACGUAUGCGGAAAAUGUUCUCUAAAACGCAUCGUAAUUUCCGGAAGGAUCCAUUCAGCAGAGUUUGGCUUCAGUUUAUUCUGGCUUCGUUGAAUGAUACAAGUGAGAAAGUGCGGAAACUAGCAAAAGAUGAAUUAUCGCGCAUUACUGAGGGGUACGAGGUCAGCGUGCGCCACAAUAGAUGGGACUUACUCCAAGCUGUAACCGGCGGAACGGUGACCAAAAUCCGGGGCGUGCAGCGUGAUGAGAAAGAACAGACCGCGAAUACUGUCCUGAAUUAUUUAUGGAAGAUGUACGUGAGCUCUCAAUACGACCAGGCAGCCCAACUGGCGGUCCAAAUUCUGUGCGCGGUAGACGACUGGCCAGGUUUGAAGCCGGUGGCCUUAAAAUGGCGAGUUCAGGCCGAUCUUUGUCACAUCAUCGGUCUCUGCCUUGACGGUUUGAGGCAGUACAAGGCCGCUCUCCACUUUUUCCGGAUGGACGGACGCCUGGCAGAGCAUGCAGACAUACUGCCUGCGAAAAAGCGUGCAUUGGACAAUAUCGGCAGGAUGCUCGCGGUGCUCGGGCAUUAUAAAGAAGCCAUCGCUUGCUGGUCAGAACGCAUGAAAACCAAGAUGUAUGGAGAAGAACUGGCCUGGCUUCUUUACCAACUCGCUUUGUGUCACACCAUGUUGGACGACUUCAAGGAGGCUGAAAGAUAUUGCGUGAAUUGUACCAUUGUGGCAGAGUCUGUCAGUUGCAUACACUGGGCGCUCAGCGGCCAGCUGUUACGAGCGACAGUUUGCGCACUAUGCGCUUGUCGAGAUCCAUCUCAGGCUCAGAUGUUGCAAACAAGCUUGGUAUCGCUAGACGCUGCUCAUAAACUUGCCAUUAAAACAAAAAGAAGUUGUGUGGUGAAUGCCGUGCUCGGUAUCCUGCGCACUGUCCAUGGAAUGUUUCCUACGAACAUGGAUGCUGGCCUUCUGAAAAGAUGUUGGUCAUCUACUCUAUUAGAACUGUUGAGAGAAGACACAAACAACCGUACCAACUUUAACCUCAAAGCAUUGCGAGACUUGCUUGUACAAGUUCGGAAAACUUCCACCACGCGAAACUGACAGAUUGCGAAAAUGGAUCAGAGGCCGUAGAUGCGAGAGGUUCACACGGUCGUUCACCACAUAGUUUGAGAGAAGAAGAGCAUUGGAACUAUCAUACACUUUGAAACAUGUAACUGAUGUACACUUCUGAAUGCUUUUCAAAUGAAGCAGAAGCUUGAGAACACGAGUGUUUCAUUCUCAAUGCGACUGUUAUUAUGGUGAAACACAGGAACUUCG